Ceraceosorus bombacis is the source of this 1253-nucleotide messenger RNA. Lineage: Eukaryota; Fungi; Basidiomycota; Exobasidiomycetes; Ceraceosorales; Ceraceosoraceae. The record is from the annotation of a GenBank genome assembly.
AUGUCGACAACAUUUUUCGCCCCCGCUUCAUUUCACCACAUCACCUUCAGCUCUACUUUGUGCUACAGCAUCACUCUCCUCACCAUUCUGCAGCAGCCAGCUACGAUGCAAUUCCUUUCCGUCCUCUUGGCCGCUCUGGCCGCCGCUGGUAGCGCAGCUGCAGCUCCAUCCUUCACUCUGUCCAACGGCUUCCCCAACCCCGACCCUCAAGCCCUUGCUUCCAUCCAAAAGCAAGCCGGUGGCUCUAUCCCCAAUACGCCUUUGCCCACCAAGCUCAAGGCCGACUCUAUUCAAACGCUUCAAGUCAUUGCAACCAACGAGAUCUUCGAGGUCGCCUACUUCUCGAGCUUGCUCAAGAAUGUCACCGACAACGUCGAGGGUUACACCGACUUUGCCGGACAGUCCCGCGAGUACGUCAUUGCCAGCUUGAAGGCUAUCCGCGCUGUGAGUAUUGGUAUAUUGCACCGAGCGUCCCUUUUCCAGAAUUCUGACUCGUCGUUCUCAAUCCUUUUUGCAAACAGCAAGAGGAGCUGCACGCCAUUGGCGCCAACGCGAUCCUGUCCUCCGCUGGCGCAAAGACGAUCGGAGCUUGCGAGUACAAGUUCCCAGUAAGCGACUUCAAGUCGGCCAUUGUGCUCGCCAACACCUUCACCGACCUGGUUGUGGGUGCUCUGCAAGGAGCUUCCAAGACUUUUGCCGUCGACGGUGGACAGUCAGCCGAGGGUCUCGUCAGCCUGCUCGGUUCCAUCAUCGGACAGGAGGGUCAGCAAGAUGGAGCGUACAGGCUCAUUCAGAAGAAGGUGCCCUCUUCCAGCCCUUUCUUGACCGCUGCUAGCGGUGCGUUGGCCUUCAACGCCGUUGCGCAAAUGUUCAUCGUGCCCGACUCUUGCGGACCCAACUCCAACGUCUCGUCCAUCGGUGUUCCCAGCUUCGACAAGCUCUCGCUCGCAAAGGGUGUUCAGCCAAGCAGCAGCUCCACCUCGCUCAAGUUCACCACCAACACCAAGAAGGAUCUCAACGGUGCUCACUUGGCCUACAUCAGCGGCCAAAACAAGCCAGUCGUCGUUGCUGUCAAGAAUGUCAACAAGCAAGGCUCUUCCACCACCUUUGAGGCUAGCUUCCCCUUCGAGAAGAAGAACUUCAGCAACGGCCUCACCGUCGCUGCAUUGGUCAAGAACAACGGUCCCUUCGCCGAUUCCGCCGCGGUCACCAACAGCACCUUCGCUGGACCUGGCCUCAUCGUGAUCGACUAA